AUGAAAAUUCUAGCUCUUCUUGGACUUCUGGGAACUACAUUAUCAGCCCCACUUAUCCCACAACGUCUUUUGUCUGCUAGCAACAGCAAUGAGUUACUUCUGAAACUUAACAAUGCCCAACUUUUGCCACUGCAGCUCCAGGGCCCAUUCAAUUCAUGGAUUCCUCCUCUCUCUGGUGUUCUUCAACAGCAGCAGCAGGCUCAAAUUCCAGGACUCCCUCAGUUCUCCUUACCAACUCUGGACCGGUUUGUUGGAUUGCUCCCCAAUCAGAUGCCUUUCUCAGGACAGGCCAGUUUUACCCAAGGAGCCCAGGCAAACCCAAUGGAUCCCUCACAGCCUCAACCACCCCCGCAGACCCAACAGGGCCCUAAUCACGUGAUGCCUUAUGUAGUCUCCUUCAAAAUGCCUCAAGAGCAAGCACAGAUGCUUCAGUACUAUCCGGUUUAUAUGCUCCUACCCUGGGAACAACCUCAACAGACAGUCACACAGUCACCUCCACAAACAGGGCAACAGAAAUUUGAGGAGCAGGUACCAGUCUAUACUCAAUUUGGAUACAUUCCACAACAAGCAGAACCUGAUACACCAGGGGGACAGCAGCAAGCUUCUUUGGAUCCUCUUUUAGGCACAGCUCCUGGAAUUGCUAUACUGCCAGCAGGAGGAGUGAUACCAUAUUUACAAAAAGAAGUGAUAAACUUUAGGCAUGACAGUGCAGCAGUUUUCAUGCCUUCAGCUUCACCAAAACCCAGCACAGCCAAUGUUUUCACUUCUGCUAUACACCCAAGUCUUGCCCCUGAGCUCCCGGAAGAGAAGGCCAAGACUGAUAGCCUAAGGGAACCAUAA
Molecule: messenger RNA, 840 nt
Organism: Oryctolagus cuniculus (rabbit)
Lineage: Eukaryota; Metazoa; Chordata; Mammalia; Lagomorpha; Leporidae
Gene: ODAM
Product: odontogenic, ameloblast associated
Biological process (GO): odontogenesis of dentin-containing tooth
Cellular component (GO): cytoplasm; nucleus
Source: RefSeq, a predicted model, not a curated record